AUGUCCACAUAUUCCCAAAAUAACUCUAAUAACCCUCAUGCGGAUCCAGAGCUCUUCUACGUCAAGCAAAAUAGGAUAGGUAAAGGUAGUUUCGGGGAGGUCUAUAAAGGAUACGAUAAACGAACAUCACUACCAGUCGCUAUCAAGAUAAUCGAUCUGGAAAGCGCAGAAGAUGAGAUUGAUGACAUUCAACAGGAAAUACAAAUCCUGGGUCAAUUAGAUAGUGAAUUCGUUACCAGGUAUCAUGGAUCUUUCCUGAAAGGAUCACAUCUUUGGAUUAUAAUGGAGUACUGCUCAGGUGGUUCUUGCUCUGAUUUGAUGAAAGCAGGUAUAUUCAGAGAAGAAUAUAUCGCUAUUCUAGCUAGAGAAUUACUAAGAGGUUUGGAAUAUUUACAUGGAGAAGGGAAAUUACAUCGAGAUAUCAAAGCUGCAAAUAUCCUUCUCACUGCGAAUGGUGAUGUCAAACUUGCCGAUUUUGGUGUAUCCGGACAAUUGACCGCUACAAUGACCAAAAAGAACACGUUCGUCGGAACACCUUAUUGGAUGUCACCCGAAGUCAUCAAGCAAUCAGGAUACGAUCAUAAAGCUGAUAUAUGGAGUUUGGGCAUCACUUGUAUCGAAAUGGCUAUGGGUGAACCACCUUAUGCUGAUCUACAUCCCAUGAAAGUACUAUUCCUGAUACCCAAAAACCCACCGCCUCAAUUGGAUGAAACCAAAUUUUCAAGGACCUUCCGUGAUUUCGUUUCAUUAUGUCUACAACGUGAUCCAAGAAUGCGUCCUACAGCGAAAGAUUUAUUAAAACACAAGUUUAUAAGAACAGCAAGAAAGGCUUCAUAUCUCACCGAACUGGUUGAGAGAUACGAGAAGUGGAAAGCUGAAGGUGGAGCAAAGAGCGGUGAAGAUGGAAACAGAGGUGAUGGAAUGUCAUCAGAACACGGUUACGGACCUGCAUCAGAUGCUUUAUGGGAUUUUGGUACUGUGAGAAACGCUCUGCCCCCUCAAGCAGGUACGGUGUCGAGAGCGACUGGCAGAACAUUGCCUUCAGCUUCAACACCGACAUCAGCGACACCUACCAAACACGAGCUACCCCCUUCGGUCAACGGGAGGAAACUACCUUCUGUACCUCCUUCAGCAUCUCAAGCUACAAUCAUAGCACCGGACUCUGAACCUGCGUAUCAAACUAGACGAAAUGCGUUACCUCAAGGUCCACCACCACAUCAGCAGCAACAGCAACAGCAACAGCGACAGCAGCCAAUACCCCAGCAUACAAGGGCUGUUCCAGAUGAUGAGGCUGAUGAGGACGUCAUGCUGGAGGGUGUCAUUGUGCCUGCAAUUAACAACCUUGCCACUCGUGUGCCCAACGAUCACGCUCGCGAGGCUCUUGCUCGACUCCGACAGGCCUUCAUCGAUGCUGAACGCUCUAUCCCGGGAGUGACGUCCGCAUUUGUAUUGGAGGUGGUGGAGAGCGUGGAACAAGUUGAAGACCAUUAG
Messenger RNA from Kwoniella shivajii, 1491 nucleotides. RefSeq lists its product as uncharacterized. The record is from RefSeq and is a predicted model, not a curated record. The transcript has 12 exons. Bases 1 to 1491 code for a protein of 496 amino acids. Gene Ontology annotation, biological process: protein phosphorylation. Gene Ontology annotation, molecular function: ATP binding; protein serine/threonine kinase activity. Lineage: Eukaryota; Fungi; Basidiomycota; Tremellomycetes; Tremellales; Cryptococcaceae. Gene Ontology annotation, cellular component: cytoplasm.